AUGGCGGCCUUACAGUCGAUAAGUUCCUACCCACUUGCGGUGUCUCUGUCCCUCGUCCUUGCAACAUUGCUCUCGUAUGGCUUCACUCGCCUCUACCAUGCACGAAUGAUCGUGAGCAACUUGAAGAAACAAGGCCUGCCUGUUGCACCCGGCCAUAAUUUCCUCUUUGGCCACCUUCUCCUACUCAAAAAGUACUCUGAGAAAUUGCCCAAAGAUGCACAUUAUCAGUACAUAAUUGGCGACAUCUAUAGUGAUCAUUUCCAGAAAGAAGGCGCCUUCUAUAUCGAUCUAUGGCCUAUGUCUGGGCUGUGCUUUGUCAACCCAAAACUGGCGAUAGAGAGACCUCGUCUACUCCCGCGCUUCUUCAAACCUAUUGCAGGAGGACCUAAUCUAUUUGAUAUGCGGGAGGCGGAAUGGAGACCUUGGCGUUCAGUAUUCAGUAAAGGGUUCAGUACUGAACAUUUUCUGAGCUUGGUUCCGGGCAUGGUGAAAGAGACUAUGGUCUAUGCGCAGACAUUCAGAGAUCUAGCUGAGAAGGGUGAGAUGUUUUCCCUGGAUACGAUAUCAUUACGGUCUAUGAUGGAUGUGAUCGGUAGAACCAUCCUCGCAGAAACCAACCCUUUUGGGUCACUGAACGUAGCUCGUUGGUAUAUGGAGUGGCGAAAUGGGAGAAGGAUGGACAAGUACAUUGGUGACGAGUUAGAUCGACGAUACGCGGAGUUCAAAGCGGACAGCGACAACUCUCGCACCAAGGCCGUUAUGGACAUCAUCCUUCAAGCCUAUAUGGGGGACGGUAAGACCAAACCAGAAAGGUUGGACCCCGAAUUUCGUGCUUUCGCAAUCAGACAAAUCCGCCUAUUCGUAUUCGUGGGACACGAUUCGACAUCCAGCACAAUAUGCUACAUUCUGCAUCUUCUGUCUCAACAUCCCGAUGCGUUAAACAAGAUCCGCGCCGAGCACGAUGGUGUGUUUGGGAAGAAUCUCAAGGUUGUAUCAGACAUGCUCAUUUCGCAACCGCACCUCACAAACGACCUGCCAUACACCACUGCGGUUAUCAAAGAGACUCUCCGCCUUUUCCCUCCAGCUUCCUGUUCACGCCAAGGCAAGCCCGACGUAAGCAUUCCUACAGACUCUGGUGCACUCUGUCCUAUGGAUGACGCUUUCGUCUUCAUCAUUCACGUCGCCAUGCAACGUGCUCCAGCCUAUUGGGUUCGCGCUGCCGAAUUCCUCCCAGAAUGCUUCCUGGUCGAGCCAGGCCAUGAAUUAUUUCCUGUCAAGGGCGCAUGGCGGCCCUUCGAACACGGACCUAGGAACUGUAUCGCGCAAGGUCUGGUGAUGAUUGAGCUGAAAGUCAUUCUUGUACAUUUGGUCAGGGAAUUCGAGUUCAAGGACGCUUAUGAGGAAUGGGAUACGAUAAAUGGGAGGACCGAUCUCAGACAGGUGUAUGGUGACAGAGCAUUUCAAAUUGAAGAAGGGUCGGCUCAUUCAAGUGACCACUAUCCAUGUCGAGUUACUUUGAGAAAAUAG
This is a messenger RNA of Mollisia scopiformis, 1527 nucleotides long. Its product is annotated as sterigmatocystin biosynthesis P450 monooxygenase StcS. Lineage: Eukaryota; Fungi; Ascomycota; Leotiomycetes; Helotiales; Mollisiaceae. Gene Ontology annotation, molecular function: monooxygenase activity; heme binding; iron ion binding. The transcript is spliced from 4 exons. The coding region runs from base 1 to 1527 and encodes 508 amino acids. The record is from RefSeq and is a predicted model, not a curated record.